AUGAUAGGUGUUAUCGGAUAUCUGCCAGAGAACGUUCUCUGUGAGAAGCUGCAUCGGCGAAUUUCCAUAUACUUUCUCAAGUGAAUAACAAAUAAUAUAACUAUAAUUUUAAUUUAAAGCAGGGUUAAAUAAGUAUUUUAUUAUAUGUUAAAGUUAAAGCUAGAAGCGUUGGAACACCCAGCGCCUAAUAAUGUUGACGUUAAUGACCGGAAAGUGUUUGCAAGCACCAUACUCUGGUUGGAAGAUCAGAAAAUACGUCAAUAUAAGAUAGAAGAUCGCGUGGAUCUUCGUAAAGUCGAUCGUCUUGAUAUAUGGGAACAAGCAUAUGAAAACUAUAAAGAAGAUCUUGGUAUGCCCCAGUUCCAAACGCCCCUUGAAGAAAUUACGUGGUUGCUGGGUUAUGCUAUUCGUUUAGAAUUCUUAGAUUCUCCUGAUAACUACAAGACUAUUAAUUCAAUUGAAGUAAGCAAAGAGCAAAACAAAUCUUUGGCUCCUAGCAUUCAGGCCGAAAAUUUUUUCGAUAAUAUGGACUUUAACCACAAAGAUUUCAUUUCGGGUGUUCGAGCACUGGCCAAUAAAUUGAAAGUGCCACAUCACUCCAAUCAUCUUAUACAAUUGGAAGCGAUUGCGCGUAUUGUACAUGAAAGGCUUUCUCCUUCGGCCAAAAAUCGGCAAGCCAUAACUGGUACACCAUUCCCAUUUGAGAAAGGCAAUGACGUUGUAUCUGAUGAUCCUGCUUUAGAUUAUCCAGUGCGUAUUUUGCGGUUAUUACAAAUACAAAGCUUGCGACAAUUACAAACUAAAAUCAAUGAAACAAUUGUUGCUGUACAAGACUUAACGGCGAAUCCCAAAACAGAUACAAAGCUGGGAAAAGUAGGACGUUAAAUAGAAAAAGUACUUAUAAAAAACGAGUGUGAAUACAUACUUGAUUUCGCACGUACAUACAUAUGUAUUUAUUAAUGUUUGAAUAAUCCAAAUUAUAUUAAAAAAAAGAGUAUAAAUAAA
Molecule: messenger RNA, 1005 nt
Organism: Ceratitis capitata (Mediterranean fruit fly)
Lineage: Eukaryota; Metazoa; Arthropoda; Insecta; Diptera; Tephritidae
Product: UPF0568 protein C14orf166 homolog
Exons: 3
Coding region: 145-885 (246 amino acids)
Biological process (GO): tRNA splicing, via endonucleolytic cleavage and ligation
Cellular component (GO): tRNA-splicing ligase complex
Molecular function (GO): RNA binding
Source: RefSeq, a predicted model, not a curated record